Cloeon dipterum is the source of this 1891-nucleotide messenger RNA. RefSeq names its product zinc finger protein 25-like. Gene Ontology annotation, molecular function: RNA polymerase II transcription regulatory region sequence-specific DNA binding; DNA-binding transcription factor activity, RNA polymerase II-specific. Gene Ontology annotation, biological process: regulation of transcription by RNA polymerase II. The transcript is spliced from 3 exons. Lineage: Eukaryota; Metazoa; Arthropoda; Insecta; Ephemeroptera; Baetidae. The record is from RefSeq and is a predicted model, not a curated record. The coding region runs from base 159 to 1337 and encodes 392 amino acids.
GACUCGACUUGAGAGGACAAUGCAAGCAGCAAGAUCCGCGUGACCUUUUUUGUUUGUUUACGAUCACCAACUCAAGAAGAGUCUGGACAUUGAAAUUCGACGAACAUCACUUUUUGCGAGAAUUAUUUUGGAUAGCGAGUCAUUUAAGGAGUCAAGAGAUGCAGCUGCGAGGCAAAGAAGGAAAACCCCCGAUUCAAAAGCCGCUGUGCCGAUUGUGCGAGUGUCCGACGUCGGACGGCCACGUCCUCGCGUCGCAGGUGGACAGGUUCAAGCUGAGGAAAUGGGCCAUGAAGGUCAUGAACCUGACGGAAGAAGACGAAAACCUGCCGGACGUGGUCGGAGAAGACGCUUUGAUCUGCUAUUUUUGCAUCUGGCAGGCAGAGUUCGGGGAUGAGUCUGGAGGCGAAGCUGUUGCUUGGUGGCCGAAAAACCUUGAUUUGGAAGAAAACGCAAAGGUGCUUCGCGAGAAUUAUUCAGUUGGAGAAGUAGAACAGUGUUGGGUGCAGUUGGAUGAGAUUGAUCUGCCCGAAUAUGAAAAGGAAAUCCCUAAAAAGAGGAAAUACUUCAGUGGAGUGUGUCUUUACUGCGGCAACAGAUACAACAAACUGAUGCAACACGUCAAACUGAUGCACAAAGAAGCCAUCAAAUGCGGAAUUAAGGGCUGCACAACUUACUUUCACACUGAGAAGGAAAAAGAGCAGCACAUGCAGCAGGUUUCACACGAGAAACGGAACAAACCACAAGAAAGCAGGAAAAUUCGUUGCAAAUAUUGUGAAACCGUCCUUUUUCUUUCCUCGUCGAGUAAUUUGAAGAAGCACAUGUUUCGCAAGCAUCCAGAAUAUCCGGUGGUGUGCACGCGUCCAGGCUGCAACGAGUACUUCAAAACCAAGUCCGAAAUGAUGAACCAUUUCAACUCGUCGCACAAACAAGCCAUAAAUCAAGAUCUUUUCCAGUGCAAGCGUUGCGAUUUUUUCGCCACGAAGAAGUCCAUUUUGAGUCGACACGUAGAGGGGAGGCACAUGCCAAAGAUCUUCAAAUGCGACAGUUGCGACGCCAAAUUCGGCUCGAAAUGGAUAGUGAAUUACCACGUCAAACAAACUCACACGUUCGACAAGUGCAAAUCUUGUGGCCAGGACGUUUCUCUAUCAUAUAAGGUACGCCACAGAAAGCCAAAGUUUUGCUCCAAAUGCAAACUAAGAUUCAAGUGCUCAGGUUUGUAUCAACUGCAUAGGAAGAGCUGCAAACAAACUCUCUUUAGUUGUGAAGAGUGUGGGAAAUCGUUCAUCAGGAGUAGUACUAAAAAUCGUCACGUGAGAGAAGUUCACACCAUUGUAUGAACAUAUUGUCAGGAAGCACAUUAAAAAAUAAAUUUUGACAAAACGAAAUGAAUAGCGGCAUUGUCCAACAUUUUGCGUAUUUAAUUUUAAAAACCUGCUUGAAAAUAUGCGAAAAGUCCUUAAUUGUUGGUCUGUAUAUAGCUCCAAUAAAAUUGAACCUUUUGCAAACCGUAUAAAUUUUUUGAGAAAAGACUUGUCUUUCAAUUGAUUUGUGGCUAAAAUAAUUAAAUUCCUGAAUUACUUAAAAAUUUCCAUUUCGGAUUGAAUUGAAGUAUGAUUAUUUACAGUAAUUUACACAAUUAUAAUUUGAAGACAUUCACAAGUGCGGUUUCCGCCCCUCUUUUGACCUCCCGACGUGCGCUUUCGCGACAAACCUUGUGCAAGCAAGUGUUGAAAUCGACCAAUAAACUCUAACAUAAUUAAGUUGAACAAACACCCUAAAAAAUUAACGUAACCUGUAACCUGACGAAGGGUCAUCGUGUUGAGAGUCUGGUUAUAAAUAUACAAAAAUCACGAGAAAGCCAAUCAGAUAACAGCAACCAAAGAGCGCUGAA